Molecule: messenger RNA, 927 nt
Organism: Entamoeba invadens IP1
Lineage: Eukaryota; Evosea; Mastigamoebida; Endamoebidae
Exons: 1
Coding region: 1-927 (308 amino acids)
Source: RefSeq, a predicted model, not a curated record
AUGGAUAGUGUACUGGACAAGAUUAUUGCACUUUGUACUGAUGCAAAAACCAAGUUGGGUGAUUACAACAAAUACAAGACCACAAUGUCACUUGCAACAGACAGUACACAAUCAAUUGAAGAGCGAGAUAAGAUGAUAAAAUCUUUUCUUGACAACUCCACAGAAAUAUCAACAUGUUUUGAAUCUACACAAAAAUCGUUAGAAAGUCUCAACUCUACUCUUGCCGAACUCUCCACAGUUUUUGCUUCUGAAUUGUCACAGUGCCAAAACAAAACAUACGAAUUCAACAAAACUGUUGAUCUUAUGAAAAGUAUUGAAGAAGAGAAAUAUAAAUCGAAACUGAGUGAAUUAAGUAAAAUGACUAAACCUGAUGUUUCAAAAGAUAAAAACACAAUAAAAUUCGAGACUUUUCUAUCACAAUACAUCACCCCAAUCGAACGACAAAAAUUGGAAGAAUGGACUGGUCUUAAAUUCCAAAAAGUGCUUUUUGAUAGCGAAGUUGAUAAUUUCUCACAAGACAAAUCAACUUUUGGCAAAAAGAUAUCAAAACAGCAAUUUAUGUGUUUUGUUGUUCGUAGCGAGAACAAACGCACUUUUGGAGGUGUUGUUUACAAUAUGAUCAAUUUUGAACAAUAUAAAGACUCUUCUGUUGUUGAUCCAAACGCCUUUGUAUUUAACUUGGACGGGGAGAAGUCCGAGAGAUAUCUUGGAAGAGGCAAGAACAUUGAUUAUGCACUUCAUUUGGAAGCUAUUGAUGAUCCCAAUGAACUCUUUAGUUUAUGUGGAAAUGCCAUAUUUGUUCAAAAGAAGGGAAUUCUGAGGGGAAGCUGUGCACCAAGUAUUGAUAAUAUGCCCUAUGGAAAACUGUGUGGUGGUGACAAUUUUAAAUUGGACAAAUUUGCAGUGUUUAAAUUGGCAAUGAUUUAA